AACCACACGGAACCAGAAGAUGAUACACGAAUUUCAGGAUUUCUUCUUCUGGUGUUCUCAGUGGACCCAGAAUUGCAGCCCAUCCUCUUUGGGCUGUUCCUGGCCAUGCACCUGACCACCGUGCUGGACCUGCUCAUCAUCCUGGCCGUCAGCUCAGACUCCCACCUGCACACCCCCAUGUACUUCUUCUUGUCCAACCUGUCCUUUGCAGACAUCUGUUUUGUGUCCACCACUGUCCCACAGAUGCUGGUGAAUGUGCAGACACAGAGCAAAGUCAUAUCCUAUGCAGGCUGCAUCACCCAGAUGUACUUUUUCAUACUCUUUGUGGGGUUGGACAGCUUCCUCCUGACCGUGAUGGCCUAUGACCGGUUUGUGGCCAUCUGUCACGCCCUACACUACACGGUCAUCAUGAGCCUCAGGCUCUGCGGGCUUCUUGUUCUGGGGUCCUGGAUCAUGGGUGUCCUGCAUUCCUCAUUACAUAGCUUAAUGGUGUUGCGGCUAACCUUCUGUAUGGACUUGGAAAUCCCCCACUUUUUCUGUGAACUUAAUCAGAUAAUCCACCUUGCCUGUUCUGACACCUUUCUUAAUGACGUAGUGAUGUAUUUGGCACCUAUGCUGCUGGGUGGGGGGUGUCUUAUUGGGAUGCUUUACUCUUACUCUAAGAUAGUUUCCUCCGUACAUGCAAUCUCCUCGGCUCAGGGGAAGUGUAAAGCAUUUUCCACCUGUGCAUCUCACCUCUUGGUUGUCUCCUUAUUUUACUGCACAAGCCUAGGGGUGUACCUCGGCUCUGCUGCUACACACAACUCACACUCCAGUGCAACAGCAUCGGUGAUGUACACAGCGGUCACUCCCAUGCUGAGCCCCUUCAUCUACAGCCUGAGGAAUAAAGACAUAAAGAGGGCUCUGAAGGAUUCUUUGGGAGGGAAACUAGAACAGGUCCAAUUGUCCUGGGGCUGAAGGUAGACCCAUGAUGGCAGGGCCCAAAGCCCCAGAGCCAGAGAUGGCUAUUGUUUAAUCAGAUCACAGAUGUAGAAAUUAUUCAUUCUCUUUAUUUCCUGAAGUUUCCAUUUCUUUGAACUCAACUGCUUUAUCAAAUUUAAGCAACUUCCUUUAUGAAGGUUUCUGCUCUCUCUGAUAUUAAAUAGAUUUUUUUCCCUCUGUCAUUUUCCUACCUUCCCAAGAUUAUUCCUAACCUUGGGACAGAAACAAUUUGGAGAUUCCUAUUUGUUCCAAAGAGUGAUGAGUUGUCAAAGACCUGUGGAAUAAACUGCAAUUGACAACUGAGGCCAUUUAUACAAUUUUAUUGGAGAAGAAUUUCUGAGGCCACAGUUUUUUUCACUUUGUGUCUGCCAUUUAUGUUUUUGUUAAUAUGUUUAAUUUUAUGGAUACAUCACAGUUGUACA
Molecule: messenger RNA, 1403 nt
Organism: Lemur catta (Ring-tailed lemur)
Lineage: Eukaryota; Metazoa; Chordata; Mammalia; Primates; Lemuridae
Product: olfactory receptor 7A17-like
Biological process (GO): G protein-coupled receptor signaling pathway
Cellular component (GO): membrane
Molecular function (GO): olfactory receptor activity; G protein-coupled receptor activity
Source: RefSeq, a predicted model, not a curated record